AUGUAUCAAUUUACUAUCUAUCACGUGGUUGAACACGUUGAUCAACUCCUUCAGUUGCUCUGUCUGAUCUCCUCAAUGCACAUGUUUCGCGUCUCUUUGUCUCUCGUUCUCCUCCUUUUCUUCGGGACCGUUUCAGCCCAGUUCAAUUUCUUUGAAAAUAUGUUUGGGCAUGGGCAACAACAACAGCAGCAGCAGCAGCAACAGCGGUCAGGAGCGUCUCAAUGGGCUGCAUUUUCUGACAGUGUUUCCUGCUCGCACUACCUCUGUCCCACAACUCUAGAUUGCGUUCGCCGGCCUGUCGACUGCCCUUGUCCCGACAUUCAGGACGUAAAGUGUAUCAUCCCGGAUAUGGAAGGCGAUGUGGAGGACGCGACGGUUGUUUGCACACGAGGGCAGAAUGACUGUGUUGAGGUGGAGAAGCUGAUGCGCAAUAGAAAACUAUGA
This is a messenger RNA of Laccaria bicolor S238N-H82, 444 nucleotides long. RefSeq lists its product as uncharacterized. The record is from RefSeq and is a predicted model, not a curated record. Bases 1 to 444 code for a protein of 147 amino acids. The transcript is spliced from 3 exons. NCBI's taxonomy places the organism in Eukaryota, Fungi, Basidiomycota, Agaricomycetes, Agaricales, Hydnangiaceae.